Molecule: messenger RNA, 3310 nt
Organism: Anoplopoma fimbria (sablefish)
Lineage: Eukaryota; Metazoa; Chordata; Actinopteri; Perciformes; Anoplopomatidae
Gene: banp
Product: BTG3 associated nuclear protein
Exons: 13
Coding region: 148-1686 (512 amino acids)
Biological process (GO): protein localization to nucleus; negative regulation of protein catabolic process
Molecular function (GO): DNA binding
Source: RefSeq, a predicted model, not a curated record
UCCAGUGACAGGCUGCUCUCUGAAUGAGUGAGGAGCCGUCCGUGUGAGGAACCAACGAAGGGAAGGGCUCAUCUCUCGCGAGGAACGACGCCGUUAUCGGAAUCUCUACAAACAACACGAGAAUUCAUCAUUCACACGUUGUGAACAAUGUCUGAACAAGAGUUGGAUGAAAUUGUGCAAAUAACAGUGGAGGACUUUAACCCGGAAGACCGGACAGACAUGCUGGACAAUCAUGAAGAUGAUGAGGAAAGGCCUCAGAAGAAAAAAAGGAAAUUAAGCAGCAGCCAGGAGAAUAACAACAACAACAACCAAGACAUAUCUUUUAUUAAGAAUCUUUUGGUGUCAUUUACCGCAUCAAUCACCCAGCGACUGGAGGGAAUUGAAUCAAAGUUAUAUUCUCUCGAAGCUACAUGCAAAGCCCUUGGACGCAAACUAGACAGCAUGGUGCCAUGUGCAAAGAGUCCUAUCCAGGUUCCUAUGGUUGCAGGGUCUCCUCAGGGGGCCACUCAAACUUGGAACAAAGUGAGAUGUGUUGUUCCACAAACAAAUGUGAUAGUGAGCAGUGAACACCCGAAGGGCACUAACCAAGAAGACACCCCUCUGGAGAAUCUACUAAGCAACACGGUUACCAGGAAGCGUCAGAACACAAUCUUGGUAAAGGUGCCGGGCCCUGAAGAGAGUCAGGAAGAACAAGACAGCGGCUCAGAGGCCAGUGACACCGUUUCUAAUGGUGGCCAUUCCAGCAAUGCACAAAAUGGCCAAAAUGUCACACUCAUCACACUCAAUUCAGAAGAUGAUUACCCAGUGGGCACCUGGUUGGGGGACGAGACCAACCCAGAAAUGCGAGUUCGUUGCCCAGUUUCUCCAGCUGACAUGCUCCAUAUCACCACAAACUGCCGCACAGCGGAGAAAAUGGCACUGACACUGUUAGACUACCUGUUCCAUCGAGAGGUCCAGGCCAUGUCAAACCUCUCUGGCCAGGGCAAACAUGGCAAGAAGCAGCUGGACCCGCUCAUGAUCUAUGGCAUUCGCUGCCACCUAUUCCACAAAUUUGGCAUCACUGAGUCAGACUGGUACCGCAUCAAGCAGAGCAUUGACUCAAAGUGUCGCACUGCCUGGAGACGCAAGCAGCGUGGCCAGAGUCUGGCUGUCAAGAGCUUCUCCAAACGCACACCUCGCAGUUCAUCCGAGGGAGGCAUGGCAGAAGAAACGGGCCACAUUGAGACGGCCACCCAGCAGACCUUGCACUACACACUGGCCAAUCAACAAGUCCAGUUCCACCGUAUCGGGGAGGAUGGACAAGUUCAGGUGAUUCCUCAGGGUCAGCUGCAUAUCGCCCAGGUGCCACAAGGAGAGGAGGUGCAGAUCACACAGGACAGUGAGGGAAAUCUCCAGAUCCACCAGGUACAUGUUGGUCAGGAUGGACAGGUGCUACGUGGGGCUCAGCUCAUAGCGGUGGCAUCAGCUGAUGGCGGGGCCACAGCUGUAGAGGGCUCCCCCCUCCCUCCUGACAUCCAAGUGCAGUACGUCCAACUAGCCCCCGUCGCAGAUCACACAGCUGCCGUACAGGCUGCUGAGCUGGCCCCGGCCCUUCAGGCGGACAUGGAGGUGAAAGAGGCCAUCCAGGGGGCCAUCCAGGGAGAGAACGGUGAAGUGGUCCAGAUUGUUACAUCUGUGGCCAGCUGAGAGCCCCCUCUGGUUCAACGCGGCACUGAACUCUGCUCCACAGCAUGGCCCGACAAGUCUCAGAGGUCGACAAAUGCACACAGUCUGACAAGCAACUGAGUCAGGAAGCAUUUCUAAUAAAUACUGAAGGUUAAUGAUAAAACACAGGGAAGAAACAUUUUCUGUUUUUGUUUGUUUUAUCCAAUCUCCUCAGUUCAUUGCCAACCAGAUGUCUCAAUGAGGAAACUUGUGUGGAAAACUUUCAGAAAACUUGAAAGACCCUGAUACAAAAAAAUCAACUGGGGUCUUUCUGGUGUUUUCAUCACCAGAAGCUCUUGGCCCACUGCAGGAUACACAGCGGGAUUGUUGUCUAUCCAGGGAGGAUGCUACUUAUGCAGACCAUCACCCUGCCACUUCAUCAACACACAUGCUUGUUUACAUCAACUUGGAACAUAGUGGAGUUAUUUGGAUUUGAGCCACUUGGCUAAUCCCAUAACCCCUGAAUCCCAGCUCACACAACCAGUACUGUGCUCCUUUUCUCGUCACGUCUUGUCACGGUGGACUGCAGUGGAAAGUAGAUUUAGCUGAGCACAGCCUCUCUUGUUUGUGAUUAAUUUGGUUUCCUGUCAUUCUCCUUGAUUCAGUCCAUGCCAUGUCUCCCGGCUGCGAGCCUUGCCUUCCUUCACUUUGCUCUUCUUGUUUUCAUAUUGCUUUAGCCACACAGCUUUGUUUCUUUGUUUGAUUUAUCUAAUGUUACAUGCUGACAUUUUUGAAGAGCUUUAAUUUUGGAGGUAGAAGACCAUGAAAUAGAAGAGUGAUAUGCAGGACAAGUUACUUCAAGAAAACCAAGGAAACCUUGAAGUUGUUUAUUCACCCCAGUUUUGACUCAGUGAAAGAUACAUUCAUGUGAAUAAAAAAAUGUUUGUGGUUGCCAUAAAAGUGUGUUUUUAUUUUAGUUUCUCUCUGUAUUUUCUCGUCAUUUCUAACCCUGGUCAUCAAAAUCGCUUCAAAAAUGUCCAAGGCAUGACUUUGCUUUCAUCGACUACAAACAGACAAUUGAAGAGAGCGUGAAAUGAUAGUCUGGUUCUGAGGUCUUGUUUCAUGUUGAGCUAAUUUACUGUGUUUACUGUUUUUUAAGUAAAUAUGUGUCAUGUCAAUGGCAAUAACCAUAGGAUUAGCCUACUGUAUUGUCAGCAACCAUGUAAGCUAAGCUUUUACAUGGUCUCAAAAGGGUUUUUUGUUAAAAGACAAUCCUCAUUAUACAAGUGUUUGGGCUGUAAUUACAUUUCUUCAAAAUCUUCAUAAAGCCCACUGCAUGGUUUUUGUUUAUUCUGUCAGUAAAAACACAUGUGUUGUAAUGCUCCGCUAAUGAUGAAUAUCUCUGCAGUCAGCAAUAAAAGAGAUAAGCUAGACACUCUGAGGCCGUGUUGGUUGUGGGAAGUUUCCCAUGCUCGGUGAUGUAAUGGUGUAUUUUGGAGUUGGGGGAAGGAACCAGGCGACAAAAUGAACUUGAUAGUACAACAUCCACGAUCUUGGCUGCUUCCUCUUGUUUCCCUUCAGUCUGUUGCUGUCUCUGACCGACUUUACACUGCCUCUUCAUCCAUCUUGUCCAUUCCCUUCUCUGGCCCUCUUAACGUACUCCUCU